AUGGCAUUCAACUUCAACUGGUCGCCGCUGAUAGCGGAUACUGACCGGGUACGCGAUAUGCUCACCAGCUCGUUGAACAAAUCGCCGAAGCCGCCCAUUAUUGUAGACGAUAUCCUCGUCAACGAGCUGAACCUGGGAUCGACACCACCGGAGCUGGAGAUAUUGGAGGUUGGUGACCUGGCAGAGGACAGGUUUAGGGGCAUCUUCAAGAUGAGCUAUACCGGCGACGCGUACUUGACGCUGAAGACAAGGGUACAGGCGAACCCGCUGAACACUUUCCUGUCCACGAAGCCAAGCUUUGCGAGUCCGCAGCCGCUGGCAGCGAGUAGUGGCUUGACUAUACCGUUGCAGAUCACACUAUCAGAUAUCCGGUUGUCCGGGUUCGUGAUACUUGUGUUUUCCAAGCAGAAAGGUAUCACGCUAGUCUUCCGGAACGAUCCGCUGGAGUCGCUGAAGGUGUCUUCUACAUUCGACUCGAUACCAUUCGUGCGGGAUUAUCUCCAGAAGACGAUCGAGAAUCAGCUGAGAGUUCUUUUCAUGGAGGACCUGCCGGCUAUCAUACACAGGCUGUCCUUGCGCAUGUUCAAUUCUGAGCUACAGCCAGCGGACGACGCGGAGAAGGAUGCGACCAACGACCAGGUACCAAUCGAUCCGUUGGCGAGCCCAGCAUUGCAAGCCAUGGACGGCUCUGGUGAUGCUUUCGAUGCGGCCCCAUUAUCGCUCGACACACCCACAGAAACAUAUGCAUCUUUCUCACAGAAGAACCUGCUACGACUCGCUGCUUUGAGCGAAAGCCAAAGAACCCUCAGUCUCUUCACACCCGGGAUGCGUGAUACCGUCUUUCGUGCAUGGGCGAGUGCAGCAGAUCGAAACGAACCCAGCAACGGUACGCAUACACCUCUACAUCGUCCGACAUUGUCUAGGAUGCAAUCUACCUUGGGUGACCAAAGUGCAUGGUCAUCAUCAGCGCCAUCACAAACGUCUGAGGCAACGUCUGCUGCCUCACGACCAUCACUUGCCAGUGCAGCGACGAUGCCAAGCACAUAUACCCUAGGCACAAAUAGUUCUCGCACGCGACCACGAAAACGGAAACACCGAAUCGUCAACCUGCGCAAAGACAAGACACCUGAAGACGCGACAGACGGCACGAGCGUAUCAAGCGGUUACAACGAUAGUGCAAGCAGAAGCGCAGGCACGUCUGCUGAGCCAAGCAUGGCGGAAACCGAACCAACGACACUACCAAGCUAUAUCUCUCGAGAAGGCGAGAUCAGUACACCACCGCGAAGUCCGAAGAAGAAAGUCGACUUCAAGGCUUCGUCCGACGGAGGCCAGAACCACGACAGAAACGCCACAAUACGUGCUCGACCCGUCACACCUCGCAAUACCGCCGUCCAGCUCAACGUAGACAACGACCCAACACCCCGAGCGUCAAUGUACCUGCCAGAGAAGCAAUCGCAAGAGCAACGACCACCGCUUCGUCGUCAGCCGCUGCCACGAAUGCAGACUGUACCCACUCCAGUCCACCGAGCCCAACUAUCUCGGUCGACGUCGGAGCUCAGUUUGCGAGGUAUGCCGCCAGCUUUCGAAAGUAGUACGGGAGGUAUACUUGAGCAAGCCUGGAUGAUGAAGAUGGCAAGUGAGAUUGCUAGAAAAGUGUCAGAGGAGAAAGCUAAGCAGGGGACCUGGCGGCUCAGAGGUAGCGGUAGUAGUGAUGAUGGCUUGCAAGUCGGUGGCGAGGCGCCGCCGGCUUAUGUUUCACGAGAUGGAUUUGCUCUUUGA
Messenger RNA from Recurvomyces mirabilis, 1779 nucleotides. RefSeq names its product ERMES complex subunit (gene MDM34). The transcript has a single exon. Lineage: Eukaryota; Fungi; Ascomycota; Dothideomycetes; Mycosphaerellales; Teratosphaeriaceae. Bases 1 to 1779 code for a protein of 592 amino acids. Gene Ontology annotation, cellular component: ERMES complex. Gene Ontology annotation, biological process: phospholipid transport; mitochondrion organization. The record is from RefSeq and is a predicted model, not a curated record. Gene Ontology annotation, molecular function: lipid binding.